CAUGCUGGCCACACUGAGACAAUACGUCACCAAGGAACUGGAGUGUCGAUGUGAGAAUCCCUGCAGGUAAGUCGGUGUCAAGGGUACCUUUUAAUACAUACAUAUAUGAGCCCACGUGGCUGACAAGAAUUUAAGCACAUUUUAAAAAUAUUAAUUAGUUUUCUCAAUUGAUUUUUUGCUUGAUCGCCUGCUCCGAUGUUACAUUACAUUAAGAAAUGGCGUCAGCAGGGCGAGUCUAGACUCUUAUGCCCCCCCCCCCCCAAAUUACCCCUCCCCGGUCCGACGUAUCGGAUAAGAUCGCCUGCUCCGAUAAGAUCGCCUGCUCCGAUAAGAUCGCCUGCUCCGAUAAGAUCGCCUGCUCCGAUAAGAUCGCCUGCUCCGAUAAGUCUUUAAGCUUUUUUUUUUAAAUGUCUGUUAAGGCGCUUUGUUUCGCAUUUGUAUAAAAACAUUCUCACAAAAGCAGAUACAAUUUGGUUAUAAUAAAACACACCAUAGUGGUGCAUAUUUCCAGGACCCAUUAGACCAGCGGUUCUCAACCUGUGGGUCGCAACCCCUUUGGAGGUCGAACGACCCUUACACAGGGGUCGCCUAAACCCAUCGCAAAGCACAUAUUUAUGACGUAGCAACGAAAAUGAUUUUAGGGUUGAGGGUCACCACAAUAUGAGGAAAUGUAUUAAAGGGUCGCGGCAUUAGGGAGGUUGAGAACCAUGGCACCAGAACAUACUUUUUUUAGCCUUGAGAAAUAAUACAUUUUUUUUUCUUCAUUAGCGCUUUACUUUUUCUUAUCAUAACUGGAUUUACGGUAUUCAAAAUCCUAUUAUACCUACAUUAACACACAUUUGAAGAAAUGGUUUGAAAGAUAAGUGAUUCUCAACAUCUAGACAUGACGUGACAUCUCAACAUUCAAACAUGAUGUGUUCAACAUUCUUUUCUUUCCUCUGUCAUCUCCCAGUGAGGUCCUCUACACAAAAAGCAUUUCUAUGCGCCAAUGGCCAACUGAUGAAUUUUCGGUAUGUUGUUGGUAGAUUUUUUGUCCAAUUAGCAUGUCCAGCGUGACGUCAACACACCCCCCCCCCUCUCCUCCCCACCACCAAAUUUAUUAUUCUUUUUUUUUUUUUUUAAAUCACGCACAGAAAGUUAGAGAGUUAAGAAUAAAAAUGUUAUUCUUUUAAAGGGCCUGACUAAACAAUAAAUAUCAUUGCACACAGGAUGUGCUAGUUGAGGCCCUUUGUGCGAGCAGAAGUCCAGAAGAGUGUGCCAUUUACCGCAAGACUGACCCCCGGAAGUUUGCGUGAGUCAUAGUCAAGGGGCUUAAUGGAACGAUGUUAGGGAUAAGAUCUUGAGGUUAUGAUCAAGGCUACCACACAUUGGGAAAUUUCCCAAGAUCUUGGGAAUUCACUACCCCAUUCAGGGCCAAAACUCACUUUUAAAGAAAAUUCCCAAGAUCCUUUAAAAAAAAAAAAAAACUCUUAUAUAUUUUCAUGAUCUUGGGAAAUCUUGGGAAAUGUUUUGACCAAAUCUUGGAAAUUAAAAGAAAAUUGAGUGGCAGCCCUGGUUAUGAUCAGCAGGUCAUUGACUUCUCACACAGGUAAACAAAUUACAUCAAUGCACUCACAGGUCAAUAAAACCCCUCUACGUCACAAACUGACACAUCUCAACACCCAGCAUUUUCUUUUGUAAAAUUUCAAAAAACGUCAAUUCCAAUACAUGCCUAAACCAAUUCUGGAGGUGGGCAAGUUGUUAAUGGAGUUAUUUUAAGUUAGCCACUCGGGUAAAUGGCAAGCAGGUCAAUUAUUUUUAUAACUGCCAGGAACAGGAAGUAGUAACAUAACUUACCUGACCCCCCUAAUGAGGCAUGUUGGUUUUUUAAGCCAUAACCAAAGAAUAAUGGUUAACAAAGGAAAAAGAAUAUUCCCGUAGAAUACAAUUUCCCUUUCCGUUUGUUAACUGAUAAAUCAUUAUAAUAAAAAAAAUAAUUAAAAAACUAUUUUUUUCCUUGGAUCUCGUCUCAUGGAGAUUUUGUUUCCUUCUUAAUUUCAGUCAAAAUUUUAUCAAGCUAAACAUAUAUUUUGAGGACCUCAACUAUGAGAACAUCACAGAAAUCCCAAGCUAUGAGGUAGUCACAAAAAUACAACUGCUAAAAUGGUAGACAUAAAUUUUGUACAUGGCAAACGUUAGAAAGCAGUAGAUAAAUAUAGCAUUAUAAAGCACAGUAGAUAUCAGUAGACAAAUAUGGUACAGUAGAUAGCAGUAGAUAAUAUAGUACAGUAGAUACCAGUAGAUAGCAGUAGAUAAAUAUAGUACAGUAGAUAGCAGUGGGGAAAUAUAGUACAGUAGAUAGCAGUAGAUAAAUAUAGUACAGUAGAUAGCAGUGGGGAAAUAUAGUAGAAAGCAGUGGAAGCAUACAGUACAGUAGAUAGCAGUAGAUAAAUAUAGUACAAUAGAUAAAUAUAGUACAGUAGUAACAUAUAGUAUCAUGGACGCCCACAGAAAACUUUCUAGGGGGGGGGGCAAAAAAUCGAUUAACUUUCCAGGGGGGGGAUUUUUUUAGUAAUGUUUUAAUAUAGUUUUAAUUUACUGUAGCGUAUGUGUAUGGUGAACGAACGGACAGGACAUCAGCUUAGUUACUUUCUCUUUAUUUUCUCUUUACUUUAAUACAUUUUUGUCUAUUUUUGUCUACAAUUUUGUAUCCAAUCAAUCCAGGGGGGGCAGCCCACCUUGCCCCUACCUGCUGGCGCCCAUGUAUAGUAUAGUAGAUAAAUAAAUUACAGUAGAGCGUUGCAUAUCGGACCUUGACUUUUUACAUUAAUUAUUAUUGUACUAUCUGGACAUGUCAAGGAGCCUUGGCUAUAAACAGUUCCAGCCCCUGUCACACAAUCCAGGUCAAAUCUAGAUACUUGCUGUUCAUUCAGUGACCAGACUGAGAUAAUGUUAUCUGAAUUUUUAAAAAUUAAUUCUAACUGCAGAAUACACGGCUGCAAAGAGAAAGUGGCAUAGGGUCUUACUCUAAGCGCCAUUUAUCUAUUUUUUCUUUCUAGAAACGACAACUUGUCACAGGAAAAAAAAGGAGUUCAGAAUGACAUUUGAUUAUAAUUAAUCAUUUGAAUUUUCCCAUCCAGGCAACUCAGUUCUUCUCAGACAUAGGGGGAGCCCUCGGCCUCUGGAUGGGUCUCUCAGUCCUGGCCAUGACGG
Messenger RNA from Lymnaea stagnalis (great pond snail), 3192 nucleotides. The record is from the annotation of a GenBank genome assembly. NCBI's taxonomy places the organism in Eukaryota, Metazoa, Mollusca, Gastropoda, Lymnaeidae.